GCACCACUACCUGGUGUUGGUGUAGCUCCUAUGUUCUCGCCUCUUCCUAACCCUAACUUGCAGCAGCAAACAUUGAAUUUUCCGAAUCCUUCUGUUCAGCCUCCCGGAGUGAAUUCUGUGCCGCCGUCGAUGAUUCCAGCACCUACAGCUGGUGCUGGAGCUGUACAGAUGGGCUCGGCGCCGCAAAUUAUGCCGCCUUAUGCUAUGCCUGGACAGAUGAUGAGACCGUACGCUCCUAUGCCUAACGGUUACCAUGCUAUGCCUCCGCAUGCUCCACAGGGAGCCAUGAUUCAUCCCGUUUCUUGAAUGGUUUCGGUGAGAAAGGUGGGAAGGCUUCAUAUUGCUGUUCAUUAGAGACUACUGAGUACUCCAACUGCUUUUUUGGUAUGAGCACGUCUGCUUGUUUUUGUUUUUAUUUCAUUUAUCAUUACAAGGUCAUUUGCUUUCGAACACAUCUAUUUUCUGUGAAGUACCAAAAGUGGAGCUUUCUCACCAUGGACAUAUAAUUUUCUAUGUUAUGUAAUGUCUGAAUAUGCGUGUACUACAGUAGAUUUACUUUUAGUAGUAAGGGUACUACCCCUUUGUUGGGAUCUUGAUUCUUGAAAUGCUGGCAGCAGACCUUGUUAACAACUGAAUGCAAGUAGCCUAUACACCAAGGUAUCACAAUCUUUUCAUUUUACCUGCUUGUGUUGUCUUUCCGGCUAUUUUUCUGCGGUACAUGAUGAUGUUAAUGUUUGACAUGUGUAAAGAUUGUCUUAAAAUAUGUUAUCAUGCUAUCAAUUGCAUUACUGAUGAUGAGACGCUGGAAGUCUCAUCUUAAUGUAUUCAAACCUUGCAAAUCAUUCUUGGGAAUUUGGACAGUUAGAUCAGAUUUCUUUGCAAGUGGAUGCAUAAGGUAAGCCCUAUUCACAUGUUAGUGGUUUAUGAAAUGGAUGUUAUUAUCUUGAUCCUUCAGGUUAUCUGUUCAGCUCGUGAGUGUUCUCAUGCCUAUGGUGCCAUCUCAUAAUGCUUGUAAUGUUUGGAAUUCCGCGUUAUGCAUCACCGUACACACAGAUGGCUCGACCAGUGUUUCCUCCACGCCCACUAGGUGCAGUAGGCAUUAUUCCUCCCUUGAUGCGCCCUCCAAUCCCUAUGAUGCGUCCUCCAAUCAUUCCUCUUGUUGCCAGGCCAGCUGCCAUCCCAAGCAUUACUCAAACAGAGAAACCACAAACAACAGUUUAUGUUGGCAAGAUAUCGUCCACUGCAGAAAAUGAGUUUAUGCUUUCUCUUUUGCAGCUCUGCGGGCCUGUUAGGAGUUGGAAGCGUGCUCAAGAUCCGACUAAUGGAUCACUGAAAGGUUUUGGGUUUUGUGAGUUUGAGGCUGCUGAGGGAGUUCUCCGUGCAUUAAGAUUGCUCAACAAAUUAAACAUCGACGGGCAGGAGCUAAUGUUAAAUGUCAAUCAAGCAACUCGCGAUUUCCUUGAACGGUACGUUGAAAAGAAAGCAGAAAACUCGAAGAAACCCAAAGAGUCUGAAACUGAAGGCACUGAGAAAGAAGAAGAAAGUGCAUUAGGUGGGGAGACGAAUGAAAAUGCAAAGACGCCCACAGAACCUCCUGAGUCUAGUACAGAAGAAUCAAAGCAAGAUAGUGGUGAUAAAGGGAACAAAGAAAAUCUCGAUGCUGCUAACUUUGGUCUGGUCACUGAUGAAGAUAGACAAGCUGACAAAGAGGCCUUGGAGAAGCUCAAGGAUAUGAUAGAGGAAAGGCUGAAGAAUAAACCAUUACCACCUCCACCUCCACCUCCACAAGCACCUAAAGAUGGUUCUGAUAACUCAUAUACGGAAAACCUCAAAGAUGGGGAACCAGGUAGAGAUACAGCAAAAAAUGAAGAAAAAAAUGACGAUGUCAACGAAAGUAAAACUUCAAGUGAGCAUGACAAGGCUGAGAUUAGCUCACCGGACCAUCGUAGGCAAGAUAGGAGAAGCAGGGAUCGGGAGAGGGAUUUGAAGAGGGAAAAGGAAAGGGAACUCGAAAGGUAUGAGAGAGAACGUGAACAAGAACGAACUAAGAGAGAGAAGGAGAGAGAGUACAAGACCCGCGAAGAUGACCGUAGGUACAAGUCCCGUGAAAAAGAGUGGGAAACAAGAGAAAGGGAGAGGGAACAUUGGCGAAAAAGAGAGAGAGAAAGGGAGAAAGAAAGGGCUCAGGAACGCAAAUGGGAUAUAGUGGAACAAGAACGUGAAUGUGAAGAUGGUUAUAGAAAAAGAAAACACAGGACUAGUGACGAGGAGAGGAAAAGACGGCAGAGGGAGAAGGAAGAUGACUUGGCCGACAGGUCUAAAGAAGAAGAAGAGAUUGCUGAGGCUAAGAGAAGAGCAGACGAGGAACAUCAGAAAAAAGAACAGGAGGAGGCAUUGAAAAUCCUUUCUGGUCAUCUAGCCAAUGGACGUGAAAAAGCUGUUUCAUAUGAGGAAAACAAUCUUGAUAGCCAAGAUAAGAAUAUCGAGACUGCUCAGGAUAAUUUAAGCCAGGGUGAAGGAGUUGCACAAAAUGGGACUGAUGAAGAAUCCGUGUUGGCAGCUACUGCAGCAUCAGACAUGAGGCAUAAUAGCAAUGCCCCUACGAAAAGGUUAGAAUUUGGCCUCUCAGGGUCAGGAAAAAGAGCUGCUGUCCCGUCUUUCUUCAAUGCGGAUGAGGAUGAGGAUACUCAAAAAGAAAAGAAAAUGAGGCCAUUGGUUCCAAUUGACUACUCAGCUGACGAGCAACAUCUGGUCCAACCUUCCAUCUCUGAAGCAUCGCCAACUACAGCUGCAGAAUUUGCUAAGCGAAUUUCAAAUGUCAAUGCUAAAGAAGAGAGGCCUGACGUAGAGAAGGAGAGACACAGAAGAACUCAUGACAGAUCCAGCCAGAGGGAUCGGGACAGGCAUGAUGAGGAGACUAGCCGAACCAGGGAUGACGGUAGAAACCUUGAUCAUGACAGAGUUCGGGAACCUAGACCUGAUAAGGUUAAGACGCCUGAUAAUCAGAAGCUUUUAGAUGCAAAGCAAUUGAUUGACAUGAUUCCAAAGACCAAAGAUGAGUUGUUCUCUUAUGAGAUAAACUGGGCUAUUUAUGACAAGAAUGCAUUGCAUGAAAGGAUGAGACCGUGGAUCAGUAAGAAGAUCACUGAUUUUCUUGGUGAGGAGGAGCCGACGCUGGUAGACUACAUCGUCUCCAGCACUCAAGAACAUGUCAAGGCAACUGAGAUGCUGGAGAGGCUCCAAAGUAUAUUAGAUGAAGAAGCUGAAAUGUUUGUUCUGAAGAUGUGGAGGAUGCUUAUAUUUGAAAUCAAGAAAGUCGAGACAGGUUUGGCUUUGAGGCCCAAAUCCUAAUUUCAGUUAUGUUCUCACCUGUAACUUGGAAACAUAUUCAUAAUGCUCUUGCUACUUAUCAAAUCAUUGUAGAACUGUGUUCUUUCAAGCAUAAAAAUGAUAAAUAGUUUAGGUUAAAAGUUGGUUAUUUUGUGAUUCUCUUAAUUCAUUCCAGCUUCAAGGUUGCGUUGCUUUC
Solanum verrucosum is the source of this 3526-nucleotide messenger RNA. RefSeq lists its product as uncharacterized. Gene Ontology annotation, molecular function: RNA binding. NCBI's taxonomy places the organism in Eukaryota, Viridiplantae, Streptophyta, Magnoliopsida, Solanales, Solanaceae. The record is from RefSeq and is a predicted model, not a curated record. The transcript is spliced from 8 exons. Gene Ontology annotation, biological process: mRNA processing. Bases 1006 to 3351 code for a protein of 781 amino acids.